GGCGCUAUAACUCCCGAUUCGGUUCUUUACCAGGAAGCAUCAAAUGUCUCAUCUUAGUGGAUUGAUCGUAUCUGACUGGGAAGUGUGACUGCAGCUGGUGGCUUCUUCUCCUCACUCUUCUAAAGCUACUUAGUACCGGUGUUGUAGUUGUCAAUAGGCUGAUUGAUUGGUGAUCAGAGACAGCGAGCGGCCGCCGUAGGACGAACGUUACGCAAUGACAGUGACAGAGUGACUCCUUGGCAGCUAAAACUAGCUAGCAGCUAGCUUAGCGCGGUGAGCGAAGUCAAACUGCUCCGGCUGAGAAGCAAAGAGCUCGACGGAAGACAGAAGCAGCGGCUCGUUUGGUUUCUCCUCCAGUUUUUAGGGUCUUUUCUGUUCUUGGAAUGGCUUUAGUCACGGCAUUGGGACGACUGGCUCACGUUCGGCUACGGGAAUACUCUCGGAGGACGGCGGCAGUAAGUUGGGGAGCUUUUCUGACGGGACGAAGGAACCUGAGUACCGGUACACAACCUCUGAGGUCUGAGAACAAGGUGACGGUUCACUUCAUCAACCGAGACGGAGAGAAGAUCACAGUCAAAGGGUCGCCUGGAGACUCUCUGCUGGAUAUCGUCAUCAACGAAGACCUCGACUUUGAUGGAUUUGGAGCGUGUGAGGGAACGCUGGCGUGCUCCACAUGCCACCUGAUCUUUGAUGAGGAAGUGUACAAGAAGCUGGGACCAGUCACAGAUGAGGAGAUGGACAUGCUAGACCUAGCAUACGGCCUCACCGACACAUCUCGUCUGGGUUGCCAGAUCUGCCUGACGAAGUCCCUGGAGGGCAUGGUGGCCAGAGUCCCAGAGAGCGUAGCCGACAUCCGACAAAGCAAAGACGGAUCUUCUUAACCGGGCGCCUGCAGCCGAGAGACGUGAAUGUAGAGAGUCGGUGCGUCCGGUCAGAUGUUGAGGGUUGACGAGUGCACGGGGACGAUGCAGGCGUGAUUCUGUCGGUGCUGCUACAAAACUGUUUCUUACUAUUUUAUAUUAAAAAAAAAAAACCCCUCCGAGUUAUAGAACACUAGAGACAGCCGUCAGUAACCAGGAAGCAAGAACUCAGAGCUCUAGUGUGGAAUCAUAACAAAGUAUUUAUGAGAUAUAAAUUGUUGUCUCGUAAUAAUCUGUUUUGAAGAAUGUUGGUUUUUUUGUCGCUCUUUCAUUAACCCUCAGACUACAGCUGUCACCUCAGCUGGUGAGCGUGCCUUCCAUUUUUGAAGAAAGUAUCUUUUCCUGUGACUUAAUUUCCACUUUUGAGUAUCAGGUUCUUCUCAUGUGUGAGUCGAGUCAUUUCUAAGGAAAAGGUGCACAGCUGACUGAAAUGUUUGCGCACUGAUGCGACUAACAGUUCCAGAUGCCUGAGAGAAUCUCUUGAUUCUGAAGUCCCCCGUUAUAUUCUGUUUGACCGCAUAUGUAAACCCUACUGUUGUCGUUUUGAUCGAAUCCUUCAUGUAACCACAUCUCAUCAUGUGAUUGUACAUAGAGUACACAUAUAACCAUGUAUAGAGUGAAUAUAAGUAAUAAAAUUCACAUUUUUAAA
Molecule: messenger RNA, 1569 nt
Organism: Acanthochromis polyacanthus (spiny chromis)
Lineage: Eukaryota; Metazoa; Chordata; Actinopteri; Pomacentridae
Product: adrenodoxin
Exons: 4
Coding region: 384-881 (165 amino acids)
Biological process (GO): positive regulation of oxidoreductase activity; P450-containing electron transport chain
Cellular component (GO): mitochondrion
Molecular function (GO): 2 iron, 2 sulfur cluster binding
Source: RefSeq, a predicted model, not a curated record